Molecule: messenger RNA, 1457 nt
Organism: Erigeron canadensis
Lineage: Eukaryota; Viridiplantae; Streptophyta; Magnoliopsida; Asterales; Asteraceae
Product: ribokinase
Exons: 6
Coding region: 51-1151 (366 amino acids)
Biological process (GO): D-ribose metabolic process
Molecular function (GO): ribokinase activity
Source: RefSeq, a predicted model, not a curated record
ACUACCAACAGAAGAGUCGUGAAUCUCACUAACUCAAAAAAAAAAAAAACAUGUCAUCAAUAUCACCGUCAUGGCCUCCACAUUCUCCGAUCACCACCACUCACCACCACCACCAAUCCACCAUCUUACCGCCCCCAAAUUUCAUCACCAUGUUCACUUCCAACACCCCAGUUAAAAAAAUACAAUCUUUCGCCACCAACUCAACCGCCGCCAUAAACCCGCCGCCGUUAGUGGUGGUUGGAUCAGCCAACGCCGACAUCUACGUGGAAAUCGACAGGAUCCCAAAACAAGGCGAAACAAUCUCCGCGAAAACAGGUCAAACGUUAGCCGGCGGGAAAGGAGCUAACCAAGCAGUGUGUGGUGGAAUGUUGGCAUACCCGACUUACUUUAUGGGUCGGGUCGGGUCAGAUGCACAUGGGAAAUUGAUAAUUGAUGCACUUGAAAAAGGUGGUGUAAAUCUUGAGUAUUUAAAUGAAGUUGAGGAUGAAAAAGUGCCAAGUGGACAUGCUGUUGUCAUGUUACAAUGUGAUGGACAAAAUUCUAUAAUAAUUGUUGGGGGUGCUAAUAUGUUGGGUUGGGAGGAUGUUAAUGAUGAUGAUUUCGAGAUUGUUAAGAAUGCCGGGAUUGUUUUGCUGCAAAGAGAGAUUCCAGAUUCUGUUAACAUUCGAGUUGCUAAGGCUGCAAGAAGUGCAGGUGUUCCGGUGAUUUUGGAUGCUGGAGGAAUGGAUGCUCCAAUUCCCGUGGAACUAUUAAAGCAUGUCGAUAUUUUAAGUCCAAAUGAAACCGAACUUGCUCGUUUGACAGGAAUGCAAACUGAAACCUUUGAAGAGAUUAGCCUGGCUGUAGCUAAAUGUCAUGAAUUGGGUGUUAAGGAAGUCCUUGUGAAACUUGGUGGGAGAGGAUCCGCUUUAUUCACUAAAGGAGAAGAACCAAUUAAACAAGGCAUUAUUGAGGCUGAAAAAGUCCUCGACACAACUGGUGCAGGUGAUACGUUCACUGCUGCUUUUGCGGUUGCUUUAGUGGAAGGGAAACCCAAAGUUGAAUGCUUGAGAUUUGCGGCUGCGGCAGCUUCUUUAUGUGUCCAAGUGAAGGGAGCCAUUCCGAGCAUGCCUCGAAGGAAAGCAGUCUUGGAUCUUCUUCAAUCUUUUUAAGGAAUAUAAAGAAUUCUUAGCAUUGCACAUAAAUAAGAUGCCGAGAUUGGCAAGGCCAGUGCUUUAAAUCCAAAUGACAUGUCGUUUAUAGAGGACAGCGGUAGCCGAAGGUUGGAGUUGCAUGAGGUACAUUCAGGGCCAAACCCCGACAGUAAUUCCUUCAAAGAAGAGGUCCCUGAUAUAAACUUACAAACUGCUCCUUGACUUUCUUUUUUAACCCUCCUUUUUCUUCUUAAGCGUAUAUCAAUAAUAAAAUAAACAAUUCUUUUGCCAUUCUGUUAAAUUGAUUCUUUUUUAGAUGAUCAA